This is a messenger RNA of Lagopus leucura (white-tailed ptarmigan), 997 nucleotides long. Its product is annotated as calcium/calmodulin-dependent protein kinase type IV-like. Gene Ontology annotation, biological process: protein phosphorylation. Gene Ontology annotation, molecular function: calcium/calmodulin-dependent protein kinase activity; calmodulin binding; ATP binding. The record is from RefSeq and is a predicted model, not a curated record. Bases 1 to 918 code for a protein of 305 amino acids. The transcript is spliced from 8 exons. Lineage: Eukaryota; Metazoa; Chordata; Aves; Galliformes; Phasianidae.
AUGGCACAGCCCCAUCCCAAUGGCACAACCCCAUCUACUGCCACCCAUUCUCAUCCCUUUCAGAUCAAACUGAAGGAGAUCUUCGAGACACCCUCGGAGAUUGCUCUGGUGCUGGAAUUGGUGACGGGAGGAGAGCUCUUUGACAGGAUCGUGGAGAGGGGCUUCUACAGUGAGCGGGAUGCGGCCCACGUGGUCAAGCAGAUCCUGGAGGCUGUGUUGUAUUUGCAUGAGAAUGGAGUGGUGCACCGGGACCUGAAGCCCGAGAACCUGCUGUAUGCAGACCUGUCCCCCGACGCUCCCCUGAAGAUCGGUGACUUCGGGCUCUCCAAGAUCGUGGAUGAGCAGGACACCAUGAAAACCGUCUGUGGGACACCGGGGUACUGCGCCCCUGAAAUCCUGCACGGCUGCCCCUACGGCCCUGAGGUGGACAUGUGGUCGGUGGGUGUCAUCACCUACAUCCUGCUCUGCGGGUUUGAGCCCUUCUUUGACCCACGUGGGGACCAAUACAUGUACAGCCGCAUCCUCACCUGCGACUACGAGUUCGUGUCCCCGUGGUGGGACGAGGUUUCCCUCAAUGCCAAGGACCUGGUCAGAAAACUGAUCGUCUUGGAUCCCCAGAAGAGACUGACGGUCUAUCAGGCUCUGGAGCAUCCCUGGGUGACUGGAAAAGCAGCCAAGUUUGCCCACAUGGACAGCACACAAAAGAAGCUGCAGGAAUUUAACGCCAGGAGGAAACUGAAGGCUGCCAUGAAAGCCGUGGUGGCUUCCAGCCGCUUGGGCAACCACGGCCACCACGACUGCUCCAGGAACCGGGGGGGCUCCCAGGGGAGCACUGAGGCCACCGCUGCAUCCGAGGAGCUGGAGGCAUUCCCUGCUGUGCCCAAAAUGCCCAUCAACGGGGCGAGCUGCAGGAGCUGAUGGUGCCCGGCUCCCAGCAGCAGCGCGGGGGGCUCUGGGGCAGCCAUGGGGAUGGCAGGACGGGGUGCAUCCCUGCGCG